This is a messenger RNA of Sitophilus oryzae (rice weevil), 2019 nucleotides long. It is a transcript of the gene Dbx, whose product is annotated as homeobox protein DBX1. The transcript has 6 exons. Gene Ontology annotation, molecular function: DNA-binding transcription factor activity, RNA polymerase II-specific; DNA binding. Bases 205 to 1395 code for a protein of 396 amino acids. Gene Ontology annotation, biological process: regulation of transcription by RNA polymerase II. NCBI's taxonomy places the organism in Eukaryota, Metazoa, Arthropoda, Insecta, Coleoptera, Curculionidae. The record is from RefSeq and is a predicted model, not a curated record.
GUAUGUAUGCGUGACUGAGAGAGGGUGGUUGUUCACAGGUGGCCGGUCGCCGGAAAACAGCCGAAAAUCGGAAAAUUUGCGGAAACGGAACUGAAUUUAAUUUCAAGAGGAGCGAGAUGAGUGGUGUUAAAAGUCGGGUGAUUAUCGAAGUUUUGGUUGAAGACAAGUGAUUUUUUUUUUUGAUUGGUACACUAAAUACUUCAGAUGUUCCAAAACACGCUCCACCUGGUGGCCCACCGCACCAAGAUGCUCAAGAGCCUGAACAACCCCCAGAAUCCGUUCUCCAUGGACAAUCUCCUUGCCGGCAACGGCAAAUCCUCCCCCGAGAUGGACCUGGAAAGGGGCGACGAGAUGGGCGACCGCGGCGGCUACAGCCCCCCGUCCCGCUACGCCAAGCACGAGGACGACCUAAGCGACCAGGUGUCCGAAGGGCGGCUCUCACCGGGGGACAGGGGCGGCGCGAGCGACUUGCUCAGCAGGUUCAGCUGUCUGCGCGGCAGGCUGUGUUCGAACUGUGGCCGGUUGGACUGUAACUAUUUGCAAUGCAGACUGACCAGUGAAAGUUUGAUUAAGGAGACGAAACCCGUACUGAAGUUUAGUGUUAGUGCAAUAUUGGGAGACGAGAAGAGAGAUGGUCAGAAAACGACUGAAAGCCUGAUCCAUGUCACGCCGCCCGGCCUGCUAGGACUGUCAUCGUACCUUGGUGGCGGGGGUGGAGGGGGUGGCGGCACGGGGGGAGCGCAUUCGCCCUCGAUCGCCAAACCUGUUGCCAGCAGGCCGCCCCAUUUCAACCCGCAUUUGCUGCUGGCUCACUGCCGGCCGCAGCCCUAUUUAACAGUAUCCACCCCGGUGGGAUCCGGUACCCAGUCGGCCGUGUUUCCCCUGCCCGGCACCUUCCCCUGGGCGCACAGCGGGCGGGGGAAGCCGCGCAGAGGCAUGAUGCGCCGAGCGGUGUUCAGCGACCUGCAGCGCAAGGGACUGGAGCGCCGCUUCCAGAUCCAGAAGUACAUCAGCAAGCCGGACAGGAAAAAGUUGGCGGAGAAGCUGGGACUUAAGGAUAGCCAGGUGAAGAUAUGGUUCCAAAACAGAAGAAUGAAAUGGAGGAAUUCUAAAGAAAGAGAAUUGUUAGCAGCGGGUGGUAGCAGGGAACAGACUCUUCCUAACAAGAACAACCCUCAUCCUGACCUAAGUGAUGCGGAUGGAGACAGACCAAAACUAGACCUUACCGAUGUUCAAGACAUUUCACCUGCCAGUUCACCUACCGACCGCCAAAUGUCGGCACAAGACGUCCAAACGUCCAACGAUUCCCACCAGCACCAUUACACGAGCACCCCCUACGACGCCAUGGAUUAUGACAGCUCGAAUGACAGCGACGAAGAGAUAAACGUCACGUGAUUUCCCGUCAUCGUGUCCCGUCGGGUGGAGUCGGUUUUGUUCGUGGCUCGUGCCCAGUAAUAAGUCGCGUCGCAUAUGACGUCAAGCAGCGUCCUGGCGGUUGGUCGUAUAUAUUUUGAAUGCGACCAAUGAGCGUGUACUGAACGAGCUUAAGUUGGGAUUUACGAUGUGUCAACGUCACUGGAUUGUGUUUAUUUAUAAAUGUCGAUACUGUUGAAUUUUUCUUGAUUCUAAAUGUGUUUUUAUUUUAUUAAUAACAAUAGGGUGUUUAGUUAAUUUGUUGUAAUAAAUUUGGGUAUUUAUCGCUGUCUUUUGGGGACAGAUGACAUCCCAUAAAUGACAGAAAAUACAAUUUACCUGCGAAUCAUACUCACAGAAAACAACUUUCACUGUCAAGUAUCCUCUCGCAAACUUUAUAUGUUAUUUUUACAGUCAUUGAUACCAUCAAGAUACACUCUGUCUAAUGACAGAAUACAUAACAAUAGCAGUUGUUGUUUGUCAUUUUAGUUUUAGCAUUACUUAUUUUCUGUCAUUUUUUGGAUGUCACCAGUCGAAAUCAUCCCUAACUCGAAAACCAUAAUAUUUAAAUUAUUUUUUAAAUAAAUUUUUCAUAGAACUAUGUUA